Sceloporus undulatus (fence lizard) is the source of this 1705-nucleotide messenger RNA. It is a transcript of the gene ACTR10, whose product is annotated as actin related protein 10. The record is from RefSeq and is a predicted model, not a curated record. Bases 96 to 1349 code for a protein of 417 amino acids. Gene Ontology annotation, biological process: retrograde axonal transport of mitochondrion. Lineage: Eukaryota; Metazoa; Chordata; Lepidosauria; Squamata; Phrynosomatidae. The transcript has 13 exons.
UGCGCGCGCCGCUCUCUCAAGUCAUGUGAGGCCUUUUGGAGUUUUGCUUCCGAGCCGCAACCUCCUUGGCUCAGAGUCCGAGGAGAGCCUCCGCGAUGCCGCUUUACGAGGGCCUCGGGAGCGGCGGCGAGAAGACCGCGGUGGUGAUCGACCUGGGCGCGGCCUUCACCAAAUGCGGCUUUGCAGGAGAAACAGGACCAAGAUGUGUUAUUCCUAGUGAAAUAAAGAAACCUGGUGUUUCAAAGCCUAUCAAAGUUGUUCAGUGCAACAUUAACACAGAAGAGUUGUAUUCCUACCUGAAGGAGUUCAUCCACAUGCUUUAUUUCAGACACUUACUGGUAAACCCUCGAGACCGCCGUGUUGUGAUUGUGGAGUCUGUUCUGUGCCCUUCCCAUUUCAGGGAGACCCUCACAAAGGUCCUGUUCAAGUAUUUUGAGGUUCCUUCUGUGCUUUUUGCCCCAAGCCAUCUGAUGUCUCUUCUGACACUUGGGAUUAAUUCAGCUAUGGUCUUGGAUUGUGGCUACACAGAAAGUCUGGUGUUACCUAUUUAUGAAGGAAUUCCAGUUCUGAAUUGCUGGGCAGCUCUUCCGUUGGGAGGAAAAGCCAUACACAAAGAGUUGGAGUACCAGCUACUGGAACAAAGCACCGUGGAUACUGGAGCCACCAAAGGCCAGAGCCUUCCCUCAGUGAUGGGUUCUGUUCCAGAAGACAUUGUAGAAGACAUCAAAGUUCGUACAUGCUUUCUGAGUGAUCUCCAGCGGGGGCUAAAGAUUCAGGCAGCAAAGUUCAAUAUGGAUGGCACUGCUGAGCGUCCAACCCCACCUCCUGAUGUAGACUAUCCACUGGAUGGAGAGAAAAUAUUGCAUGUCAAUGGAGCAAUUAGAGAUUCUGUUGUUGAAAUACUCUUCGAGCAGGAUAAUGAAGAAAAAUCAGUGGCCACUUUAAUUCUGGACUCACUUAUGGAGUGUCCGAUAGAUACCAGAAAACAGUUGGCUGAGAACUUGGUGGUCAUUGGCGGCACUGCUAUGCUGCCAGGAUUCCUGCACAGGUUAAUGGCGGAAAUCAGAUACCUGGUGGAGAAGCCCAAGUACAAGGAAAUACUGGGCUCAAAGACCUUCCGAGUGCACACCCCGCCUGCAAAGCCCAACUGUGUGGCCUGGUUGGGAGGAGCCAUUUUUGGAGCCCUCCAAGACAUCCUUGGCAGUCGUUCGGUAUCAAAAGAAUAUUACAACCAGACAGGUCGCAUCCCUGACUGGUGUUGCCUCAAUAACCCUCCUUUGGAAAUAAUGUUUGAUGUAGGGAAAACACCCCCACCCUUAAUGAAAAGGGCCUUUUCCACUGAGAAGUAGAAUUCUGAGACAAGAGUUUGAUUCACAUUAUGGCACUCCCUUCCUUGCAUCUCUUCCUGAUGUUAAAGGUUGUCUCUCAAACGUGGAAGAUUCAGCUCCACAUGAGUGGUCGCGAUGUUGGCCUUUUCUGUCCCCUUGUGUCAGCUACCCUAACUUUAUAUGAUACCCCUUUGUUGUGCUUAUUUAUUAUGUACAGUCAUUAGAAAGCAAGGUUACAAACCUUCAAUCUUUAUUAUUAUUUAAAGCAUGUAAAACAAACUUUUUAGCACCUGAACUUCCAAAUGGAGCUUCCUCUGCCAAACCCAACUUAAAGUUUUAUUUCACCUUAGUACUCGAUUAAAACAUGGAAAACAAAA